Molecule: messenger RNA, 195 nt
Organism: Microcebus murinus (gray mouse lemur)
Lineage: Eukaryota; Metazoa; Chordata; Mammalia; Primates; Cheirogaleidae
Source: RefSeq, a predicted model, not a curated record
AUGCAUGAAGAUGGGACCUAUCCUUGGAAUGAGCUCUCCUAUGGUUGGCAGCCUCUAAGUUCUGCGCCCAACAGCUUCAGACCCCUGCACCAUGUGUCGUAUAGUUUUUAACCUGUUUCUUACAUGUACAAGUUUCAACCAGCUUGCUCUUCUUGUGGGGGUUGGCAAUCUCCAUUUUUUAGAAGUUUGUGCUGA